CAGCCUGAGCCUGCGAGAAAAAUCAUUUGGUGAGGAGAGAAGCAAAAGGGAUCUGCAGACUUGGACGCUGUUGGCCUUAUGGUUAAAUCCAACCUUCAGACGAUAUUAAAUAGCCACUGUUUUGUCAGAGAAAAAGAGAAAACCACAUCUACAAUGCCAGUUAACGAACUGCCCAGUAAUAACCCCGAAAGUGAAAGCACCUCCAGUCCGAGGUGGUGUUCCCGCUGUUGCAGUAACCCCUGUCCGGGGCCUCUGUGGUGUUCCGAUGCCCCUCGCCCACCCCUGAAGAUCCCAGGUGGGCGAGGAAAUGACCAGCGGGAUCGCAAUCUUUCAGCUAAGCUAUUCUACUCUGAUGCUCGGUUGCUGGUUCUUGAGGAGCCUCCCCCCACCAACGGCAGAGUCCGUUUCCUACUUUUUGAGCCCCGUCGCUCAGUGGGCAAGCACUGUGUCUGGAGGGGGGCACUGAAAGGGAGGAACAUCUAUAUCGAGAUCCCCCCUGGAGCCCUGCCUGAGGGCAGCAAAGACAGUUUCGCUCUCCUGCUGGAGUUUGCGGAAGAGAAGCUGCAGGUUGACCAUGUCUUCAUCUGCUUCCACAAGAACCGAGACGACAGAGCAUCUCUGCUGCGUACCUUCAGCUUCCUGGGCUUUGAGAUUGUGAGACCAGGUCAUCCCCUCGUCCCUACCCGCCCCGACGCUUUCUUCAUGGCUUACAGCAUCGAACGAGACUCCUCUGACGACGAAUAACCGAUCACACACAAGUUUGCUUUUAUGUACCCUUCCCCAUCCCACUCUAUCACUUAGGGAAAAUACAUAUUAUCAAAACUCAGUAAGUUGAGGUUUCCUGUGAAAUUUUCUGUUUAUUACCUUUGAUGUGCUGUAUUACAAUGACAUUUGCACUAGUGUGUAAUGUUAAACCAGGAAUGUACACAUCUGGAAAAUGUUUCCUCACCACUGUAAUCAUUUCCAUGUGUAGUGCUGAUUUCCCCCUCCCCCAUCCACCACAAUGAUAAUCUCUAGGAUGUAAUAUUUAUGGUAAUUUCCAUGCAGCAUACUCAUGUAAUUAGUUAUGUUUUUUGGGCUAUUUCAAGUUGAUUUUCAUGUUUAGUAAAAAAAAAUGUGUGCAUGAAUUUCGAUUUCUAGUUUUGAUUCACUUGACUGAAAUCUGCAUGUUGUAACAAGUGCGCGAAUAAAAGUGCUCACCUUAACAAGUGGA
This is a messenger RNA of Coregonus clupeaformis (lake whitefish), 1213 nucleotides long. RefSeq names its product ornithine decarboxylase antizyme 1a (gene oaz1a). Lineage: Eukaryota; Metazoa; Chordata; Actinopteri; Salmoniformes; Salmonidae. The record is from RefSeq and is a predicted model, not a curated record. Gene Ontology annotation, biological process: positive regulation of protein catabolic process. Gene Ontology annotation, molecular function: ornithine decarboxylase inhibitor activity. Gene Ontology annotation, cellular component: cytoplasm; nucleus.